Molecule: messenger RNA, 12953 nt
Organism: Porites lobata
Lineage: Eukaryota; Metazoa; Cnidaria; Anthozoa; Scleractinia; Poritidae
Source: the annotation of a GenBank genome assembly
AUGAAAAACCUGAGGCGAAUAACAUGGCACACAGGUAAAGAUAAACACUCAUUCGGUGAAUACACAUGUUUACUUACCACUGGAAAUGCAAACUUCCUCCUUAUACAAUCACCACCAAAUAUGAGGACCUUAAAAAGGGCCUUUGUAAAUUGUAAUAGAGAGAGACAGGAUGUUUAGUUUUUCUCCGCGGAAGCUGAGUUAAAGUAAAUGAAAUAUGUGUAUACAUGUAUCUAUCUGAUUCAAUGGUUUCGAGUUAAUAUCACUGUUGUACAUUUUCUUAAUAUCAAUUGGGAAAAGGAAACCUAGAUACUAACCUUCGAAAAAUAAAUCUAACCUAGGUUAGUAGAAAGAAAUCAAAAAACGUGGCAAGCAAUCAUUCCCAUCUAUUUUUUAAUAAAUUCCUUCGGUUGCAGUCACGCAAAUCGUUGGGAAAUUUAUUUCCAAAAAUGCACUCUUAUAGCCAAGACAGUAUUUUCGUUUGUUGUUACAUUCGUCUCAUUUCUUUUUACAAAUUGAUUUUCAAACGCUGUUUCUCUUUCUGCAUAGUCGAGUAUUCACAUACUCCCCCCCUUGAAGAUGGAAGCCCAUAUUGCCCUGUUGCCUUGGGCUUUCUCCAUCUAGCCAGGCGCGGGGCAUUCCUCAAGGACCCAAUUGAGGCCUGGGAGAGCCAGGAUUUCUCAAUGAGGGAGAGGGUAGGAGAUUGGCGGCUCUUCUGCCAGACGGAUACGUGGACGCAGACACUUAAGGUGAGAUCAAAUCUUCCAGUACAUUUGGUUGGCAGAAAACAAUGUGAUAGUAAUCUCUCCUACGUUACAACAUUAACAUUUAUUUUUAAACACUGUUUAUAAAAUAAAUUGACUGAGAUCACAUCUUCCUGAUAGAGUUGGCUGGGGCAAAGGUGUCUCUUUUGUUGUGGGGGGAGGGGAAGGGGAAGAUAUGGUACCUUCCUUCAUAAUAUCUCCUUGAUUUUGCGCAUAAUGAUGUGUUCUUUUUCAAACAUUCUUGUAUUCAGUCACCACAGCUAAAUGGCCUGCAGAUGGGCAUAAUGGUCCACAACAGUGUCCAGGACGCAGGAUUUGAUGCGAGGGAGCUCUCGCACAGUUCAUAUAGAUCUGUAAGUAUGCCUGCAUUGUUUAUCAAAUUUAAUGCCCCUAGCAAUUUGUGGACUUGUGCAGUUAUGUGAAACAUGUUCAUUUGGCAACAGUGAUCAUUCAAACGUUAAUGCCACAACCAAAAGCAAAUGACCGAUAACUGAUGCCACUUGAUAAUUGUUUGUCUUUAACAAUUCCAUGCAAUGCACUUUGCAGACACUGCAUGAGCGGCAAAAGACAAGUAAAUCAUACCGAUUAUUAACAAGUAUUUAAAUAUUCAUUUUAUACCAUGUAAUGCAGACUUUACUCACAUACCUUAUUGGCGCCAAUGGAGUUUCAUAGAUGGACUGAACAAUCAGACUCCUGUUCUCCUCUUUAGGGCUUUGCAACAAGAUUUGUAUUAACAGCGGCUAUGGAGAAUGGCGGCCACUUUAUCGAUGGUCAAGUGGACCAGCUACGCCGCUUGGGGGGCUGGUCAGUCGCUUCAGGGGUGGUCCACUUGUACGUAAAAAAAAUAAUAGAGCAGUAUUCCGACAGUGCUGGCUUGAUAACUCCUGGUUAAAUUAAGGUAUGUGAGUAAUGUCUGCAUUACAUUGUAUGAAAUGAAUAAUACUUUUUUUUGAUUGUUAUAAAAAUUUACCGACGGGCACCCUCUCUUCAAAUGAAAAUGGCGGGAAGUAAUAAUGCGCGGCGUCCGCCAAGCAGAAAAGGUGGGAAAAUCUUUGUGGCGUGAUAUAAAUUUGGAGGCAAGGGAAAAAAUUUUCACUUGCCCCAAGUGAAAUGGCCAGUGAACACUCAGUUAUGGCUUCAUUUCUUAUACUUUUAUUACAGGCUAAACAACAACUAACGUUGUGGACCACAUUGAUUGAAGCGAUGUGUUUACAUUUUUUUAAAGUCUGAGUCAAUGAAAUGUGCAAUUUUAAAAUAUGGUUUUCACUCCACAGGGCUCACCUCGGAAGGGGACGUUUUCCUCAAUAUCACAUUCCCAGAGAACUCUUCCUUAAUCCAAAACUUCACCGCCACGUUGAGUGAUGUGGCAGGGGACGAGGAACGGACUAAAAAAAUGUACCUGGACACAUUAGCUCCAGGAACGGUAAGCCCUCUUGUUUUGUUAUGCCAACACAAGGACUACGCUUAAGUUAACACUUACAUACUUGGAUUAAGAAAAGACAUGUUCCUGGUUUUGUUACUGUUUUUCUUUAUGCUCUUACUAUGCUCAUUUUCCGGAUUACAAGAAUUAUUUCAUGGGGGAAAUGGUUCAACCAUGACAGUCUUUCUUGUUUGGAAAAAUUAAUGUCCAAAAUUUGGGUCGGUCAGACGACGGCAAACAGAGAAAAAAAAAAAGGCCUAACGCUAUACGUAAACAAUACAAGUGUCUGUAUGUGGACAACACCACCUUUAGCAGUCUCUCACCAGACAUUUCUUUUUAUUUAGAUAAAAUCCAUCGUUGAUGCCCAGGCAACUCUAUCUAGCCUGGCAUAAAGAAGCAAAGGCGGGGGUAGCUGUAAGCUUCCCCUUAGCCGAACUUGCAAUAAAAACAUUCUGCGUGGCCUGUGCAAAGGCAGGAUUUUCUUCCAAGAGAAUCCUCAACAACAUUUUCCGUGGUCACAUUAUUUGGUCAUCUCAACUGCUUACAUGUGUAUCAGGUCACAAUCUCUUGCAUAACAUUGAGAGUUUUUUUUUCAGAAGCACUUCAUCCGCCUUUUUGGUGGUGCGAUUACAUUAGUUGUAUUUCCUAUUUAAUAUGUUAUAUUUAUUGCAAAAUUACAUAGCUCGGGUACAACGGUUCCAUUGUGCUUGAACUAAUCAGUCCAUCCAUCUGUGAAUAAUUUCAGCAUGGCAAGCAGCCUGUAUCGACUGCAUGCAUAUAACCGUAACAGCCAAUGUUUUGGGAGAACGUAAUUCCACUUUUGAGUCUCAUCCAACUUCAACUAAUAGGCACGUCUCCUUUAUUUUCAGCAAGUUCCCAAUGGACACAUGAGUCCAGCAAAGCAGUUCCCUGAAUUAGGUUAAACUUUGAGCCGGGUUUUGCGCAAAGAAUUAAGUGAAAAAGAUCUGCACCCCAAGAAGCCAAUGUUUGCCCAGGAUUUUGAACAUAUCCUAGACACUAUUGGCGUGGAGACUGCAGCCGCAUUGCAACGUAAGUGUGUCACAUUGUAUGCCACUGAUUUAUAAAAAAUGAACUUGGUAAUCUCCAGUUUUCUGCCUAUGCAUAUUUUUUCUAUAGGCGAGUUCAGGACAGAGAGCUUGUAUAAACAAGUAGCAUAAAAUGUAUUGUGAAAAUUAAAUAAUGUAUACUCACCUGUGACGAUUGUAAAGUGAUAGUUGGAUGUCCUUGUUAAAAUACACUAUAAUUAUGACCUACAGAGAAAGGAAAGAAAACUCAGAACUGAGGUUUGAAAUGGCACGCAAGGCACGUCCGUUAUAGGCAAAUGCUGAGGUUAACAUAAAAAACAAGGGUUACCAUCACACAGAAUUAAGAAUGUGCAUUGGAAGUUUCGGUCAGAUAUGUAACUUCCAGAAUUCUGGUAAUGACUAAGGAAGACCAUGAAUAGAGGAUGUAGACAUGUAAUAAGUAUUACAUAACUUAUGAUCUCCUUUCUUUUCCAGUAUCCUUCCUCCACAGUUUGUCAGCUCACUGUGGUGCCAGAGGAGGAACAAUUGUACAAAUGUCUGGUACCCCGGCCUAUACACAGCUCAGAGAAGAGCUGGGAUUAGGGGAGUUUCCCCUUUCUUAGGGAAUCAAAGUAGGGGAUGUCACGUUCAGGUAUCCUUGUUAAAUUGUUACUAACCCGGACAUAAACGACCAUAAUUAGUUACUUUUUGUACGUAUCGCAUUUUUUGAGCCUUGAGACUCAUCACUCAUAUUAGGCACUUACUUGAGACAAUGAUGCGCAUAUCAAUUUCUGCCUUUGUUGGGGAUUAAUAGGUUUCCUUUGAAAUGAACCAACAAAUGGGAAUAUAGUGCACAGACGUAAGAAUUCCAACAUUUUGUCCGUUCAUCCCAGGAGACCUAGGGGAAGUCUCUAAGUAGUACUUAGUAGAGUUUUGAACGCAUAGUCAUAAACGUCCUUUCCAUUUUUAGGGGUAGAAGCACAUCCACCUCACAACAGGAUGUUGUCACGGAGGUUGUUUUCGUGCACGAGAAGCCGGAGGCAGACAAUCUCACACACAGGUAAAGAUAACUAGUCCUUCGGACAAUAACAAGAUUUACUUACAUUUGUUAAUGCAAACUGCCUCCAGAAUAUAAGCAUCUUGAGAAAUGAGUCCAUCAAAGAAGGCCUUUGGAAAAUAGACGAGAGAGAGAGAAAUCUCAUUUACACUCAAGUUCUCACACCUAAAGCUGAGUUAAAUUACGUAAAAUAUGUGUAUGUUUUUUAGCAGGUUCGAGUUCAUAUUAAUUAGUUGUGUAAAAAGAAAAAAAUAUUUGUAAAAGUAGGUAUUAACCGGCUUACUGUAGUUUGCGAAACGAAAUGGAGCGAAACAAAAUGAAACGAAACGAAAUGGAACGAAACGAAAUGAAAAUCUGUAGUUUGCAAAAUGAAAAUCUGUCGUUUGCGAAAUGAGAGUCUGUAGUUUGCGAGAUGAAAAUCUGUAGUUUGCGAAAUGAAAAUCCUCUGGAGAAUGCCGACUUCAAAUUCAGCGUGAACAACGAAGGAGAAGACAGAAGGAACAUCGCUUAGCACAGCGAAGGCAACGCCGACAACAAGAGACAGAGGAAUAGGAGAUUGGAAUCAGAGGCAUUAUGAUCGUUUUACACUGUCGAAAACCCAGAUUUCUUAGUUUGCCGGUUUCCCCGCCGAUAUAUAGAUCAAAGUCUGCAAAGUUCCAGCUCUGUAUUACGGCCCGAAGAAUAGUAAUUUUCGGGCGAACUGCACCCGGCCGUAUUUGUUCUUCGUUUUUUUCCUUUUCUAAAUCCGGACGCAGAAAUAAUGCUAAAUCUGCUUUUCAAUACACUGUUAACAAUAAUACCACAUAAUACGCAAAAAAGAAGAAGAUGAAAGAAAGAACAACGGAUGGACCUUUAAGACGAUAUUCGCGGUGGGUCACCCAUCCAGUUCGUAAGGAUGUUACUAAAACGGGGAGCGGGGAGCGGGGAACGGGGAACGGAAGUCUGGGAACGAGUUGUCAGCGGAAACCUCCAUAAAAAUCCAAAAUGGCCGGUAAGGAUCAAGAACCCGGUAAGAUCGAUGAUAGAGAAGCGUCGAAACAACACUUAAGGUCGCUAUUUUACUAAUGAACUAUAUGCUCAUGAGGUGCUUGAAAUAAUACGGAGGUAAUAAUGUCAUGACAUUUUGCACCUUUCUGCGUUUUACUAAACAACAAAAUAUGCUUCAACAGCAGUUGAAAGGAGCUACAGUCGGGACAAAAACUCUCAAAGCACAGCCAUAUUUGGAACUCAAGCGAAUCUAUACUGGGUCUAACUCACAAAGCUAUGAAAUACUUUUGCUUGACGCUUUUAGUACGGUUUUGGCUUAAAUACAUGCUGAAAGAUAACUUAGAUCGAAGCAGCCAGGUGUAUUUCCUCGACAGUAAUAGUGUAGCAGCGGAGCUCCUUCCUAGCUGUAGCGUUUUUUCAAGCCCAAAUUAAAACAUGUUGGCGAUGAGAUAAAACUGUAAGUCUAAUAAUAUUAUAUUUACAAACCUAUGAUGAGAGGUAAGUGCAAUUGUAUUAUUUGAAAAGAUAAGAUGGAUCAGGUUAUUUAAUACAUCAAUAAAAGGCAACUUUAAACAUAUUAACGGGCAAUGUGCCAGGAACAUCAAUCAUACCUUGGUCUUAAAGAUGCCAGUUGUUUCAAAGCAAAUGGCUAUGCUGUGGUUUUAUUUUAUUAUAACCUAGGUGUAAAUUUUGCUUCCCUUUGUUUGGGGGUAGGGUAAUAUGAAUUUUAUGAUUAUGAGUUCAAAACAAAGAGGCUCUGCCCCAGGGACCAACCCUUUACCCUUUGUAUGUACCAUUUUAGACAGAAAAGGUACCCCUUUUGUAUACCCUCUAGUGACAAAUGGUACCCCUUUCACAUACCUAAUUUAGAAUGCUGCAUCCCUUUUUAACUGCUGUAAAUACAUCAUCUUUACAAUAUGAAUAAAUAGCUAAAAUAGGUUUUCUUGUCUCUCACAUCCAUAAAAUUCAUCUGUGACUGAUCUCAUUUUGGUCCCUUUCAUAUACUUCAACUGUAAAAACCCCUUCCCUUUCAUGUACCUGAAGCCUGAAUAAGGCUUCAGGCUCUGUUUAGGCCAUUAUAGUACCCCCUCCUCCUGCACCGAGAACAGUACUUGAUACAGCGAUAUUGUAUGGUAUGAAUUGCACCAAACGUUUCGUGCCCAUGAAGAGGUACUUUGAUUAUUUUACAACAUUUUUCUUCAAAAUGGAGAGGUUUGGGAUCUCAUUCUUAGGGGGGCGGGGGGUUAAUUGAGGAUCUGCAGUGAGUGAGAAUGUUGCAUUCAAUGCAAUCCAAUGGUUUUGAUUCAGGAAAGGGUCGUGAGGGGUAUUUCGCAGAAAGACAAAUGGCCACUGUACGACUUUGAAGCAGUUACUGAUUAGGGUGAGGAAAAUGAGUGAAUUAGGUUUCAUUAGGGUCAUUAUACAGGUCUAUACUGGGCAAACUGACCUGAAACAAAUUGUUUCACAAAAUAAUAAACUGAUAUUAUUUUAUUUUCAUGGAUCAGUGAAACACUCCAAUAUCGUGAAUGCUUGCAGUGUAGUAGAUCUAAUAAUAUUAAAAGCAGAACCAGAUUGUUAAAGUAGUCUCACUAAUUAUGUGAUGACCUGGUCAAUAACAUUUUUCAAAGCAGUCAUCUCUAUCAAAGGAAAUACAAGAAAACUGCACACAAGCUACUUGACUACUUCGAUGUAUGUUAUCUAUCAUGGAAAAGUAGUUCAUUGCUUUGUGGGCUAGACUCAGUAUGGAUUCGCUUGAGUUCCAAAUAUGGCUGUACAUGUGCUUUGAGACUUUUUGUCCCGAUUGGCUUCUUUCAACUGCUGUUGGAGCAUAUUUUGUUUCCUACGGAUAAUUGUUUAGUAAAACGCAAAGAGGUGAAAAACGUCAUGAAGUUAUUACCUCCGUAAUUAUUUCAAGCACCUCAUGAGCAUAUAGUUCAAGUAAAAUAACGCCGUUAUCGGUUAAGUUUGUUUCGACGGUUCUCUAUCAUCGAUCAUCGGCCAUAUUGGAUUUUUAUGGAGGUUUCCGCUGACAACUCGUUCCCAGACUUCUGUUCCCCGUUCCCCGCUCCCCGCUCCCCGUUCCCCGUUUUAGUAACAUCCAGUUCGUAACCCCGACCGACAGGGCUUAACUUGAGCGCCUGAGCUUAAGUUAAAUUUUUCUGGGCGAAAUAGCUCUUAUGGGGGAAUUUUCUGUUUAGAAUAUCCGAGUAGACGCAACGAGAAUAGACUACGAGUAGUCCCCUAUUUUUCCUACAUCUACAGAUUUUCAUUUCGGAAACUACAGAUUCUCAUUUGGCAAACUAUAGAUUCUGUAGUUUGCGAAAUGACAGUCUGUAGUUUACGAAAUGACAAUUAACUUUCUCGUUGCAUCUACUCCAUUCCUUCAGGAGCAUUGAUGCAAAUCCUCAUGUAAUUUAUUCCCAAAAAUGCACCCUUAUAGCCAAGACGUCUUUGGUCAUAAUAAAGAGGUGUCCUCAGUAUCAUAGGUGGUCCUAACUUUCAACAAGACGCUACGGAGCUAGCGUACACUUCGGCGUCGUGGUUGUGGAACUAAUUAAUUGUAAAUGCGGAGGAAUAGUAGGAAAUCAAAUAUGGUAACUCGGUAAGACUAAGGUGUGAAAUUAUGGGAUUUGUCAGGAUACUCUGAAAAGAGCAACUUCCAAGAGGCGUACUUGCCAAAAACUAGCAUUUCAGGACAAAUUGUCUCCGCGAUAUUAGCCCAGUUAUGCUCUGAUGACUCCACACAAAUCCUUCUAAAAAACAAUUCUCUAUUUUUCUUAGUCACAUCAGGCUUCAAAAACAGCAUAGCAGUCUCAUGUACUGAUUAAAGAUAUGUAAGGCAUGGGUAAGGAGUCAAUUACGUUGAGCUUGGAAUUGGCUAAAACUCAAAGUCACGAGCUCAAAACUUUUGAGGAUAAUUAUUCACUGACUAUCAGCACGCAGGGAUGUCGGAUAACACAAGGAAGUUUAACACCAAAGAAACAUAGCCUUUACAGAGCUUUAAAACACAGCAUCCGCCAACACAAACUUGACUUGAAGUUUGAGUAAAACUAAACAGCCUCUACCAAUAAUAACAAACUCUCACUUGAACUUCAGAUAUCUUACGGCUUCCGCGAACUUGUAAACACAGAACCUGAAAAUCGACCUUCGUCACACUUGACUAAACACAGCAGUCCAGCUCGUGGGAAAAUACUUAGUUCUUCAAAAGAACUCGCUUGGAACUUGUAUACCGUUUGACACAAGGUUCUAGAAAAUACUAAACAGGCGAAUAGUAGUAGCUUUUCGACAUAUUUUAUGAUUUCAGUAACUGAUGCAAAUCUGCUGACUCAUGCUGAAAUGCAAACAUGCCCUAAUUAAUUAUUCAUGGAAUCCAAAAACGUAGAGAACGUUCGAGAAAGUCACGCAACGCAUGAAAGCAAUUUUACUACGUAACACUCAGCAAAGACAAAAUGUCUUUGUACAGCAUUUUGUAACUUUAAAUUCAUCAUGAAACAGUUCGAAAGGCGGGCUCACUCGUGAAAUGUUUUUCAACACUCGAAGAGAAAUUUCGUGUCUCUGCGCGGCCACAAAAUAUCCUCUAUUUAUUCCUCAAGUAAUUAAAGACUAAACUCGAAGUGAUCUCAAGAUAUCACGAAGUAGUCCGAUCUCAUUUCGUGAAAUAGUUGAAACAAGCUGAAAAGUCACGAACUUGCACGCCCAAUCUUGUCCCGAAACUAGUGCAUCAUUUCGUAACUAUUUUUCAUAUCCCAAACUACCUUGGGUCGCAGUAGCGCAAUUGGCUAAUCCCUCAACUUAGAGUCUCCUCUGAUCUGACGGGUCACACAGGGAAGGCCAAAAUAGUAAUUCUUUCUUCCUCGAAAAAGUUAAAGCUUAAAUCAAAGAAAUCGAAGUGAUCUCGAGAUAUCUCGAACUAAUUCGGGUCUCUCUUCGUCAAAUAGCCGAAUAGAGCUGAAAACCUACAGACUUUGCUUGCCCAAUCUUGUCAAAAAAUUGCAACUUUGAUACAUUCCUGAGCGUCGCGAAUCCUUUACUUCGCACUCCGCCGAAGUAAAAACUUUUUGGGGAUGGCGAUUCAGGCGCCAUAUUGUCUUACACAUUGAACAUUUCUAUAGCAAGGACCUUUCUUCUGUAAAUGGAAAGGUUGUCCCAUCCUUCCUCCUCUAGCAGGGGCCCAGUGCUAGGAUCAUAAAUGGAAAAGGUUAUGAUCAUAGCCGUGCGAUGUUGUAUGGUUUUGAAGCUUUGGAGCUAGAUCUGAACCAAGAUGCCACCCAGAUAACACUGCAAUAGUCAAAGAAUGGUUAGAUAAAAGAGUUGUACAUUGUUUGCCGGGAUCAAUGGAGGAACAAAUUGUCUCACACGCUUAAGCGCUCCUAGAUCCUACAAACAAUUCUUCUGCUUUUGUGCUGUUAGUAGCCGCUGGGCAUAUUUUCGGUAUUGUCGUUUGCUUUUACAUUCUUCUGAUUUUUCAUGCAAAUGGAUUUUCAAACCUUAUUUCUCUUUAUGCAUAGUCGAGUCUUCACAUACACGCCACUAGAACCUGGCAGCCCCUACUGCCCCGUUGCCUUGGGCUUCCUCCACCUUGCAAGGCGCGGGGCAUUUCGCAAGAGCCCCAUAGAGGCAUGGACUUCAAAAAACUUUCAAAAACGAGAAGGUGUGGCAGAGUGGCCGCUAUUUUGUCAAGUGGAUACAUCCACCCAAACUCCAAAGGUGAGAUCAUAAAUGUACAUCUCAGUGCAGUUGUUUGGGAGAAAAGAACAUGAUAUCAAUCCCUCCUCCGUUAUGAAACUAAUAUCAUUUUUUAAACGGUGUGUAUAAAAUUAAGUGAUUGGAUCAAAUCUUCCUCAUAGGCCUGUAGGGUCGUAGGGAAGCAGGUAGGGGUGUUGAUAAUAUCUUUCUGUUCUUGUGUGUAAUGAUGUGUCUUUUUCAACAUUUUCAUAUUCAGCAAGGACAACUCAAUCAAAACCAGCUGGGCAGACUUUUCUUAUAGAUCCGUAAUUAUAGCGGCAUCUUUCAUCGAAUUUAAUGGCCCUAGCGAUUUCUGGACUUGCGCAGUUGUGAAACAGUUACAUUUGGCAGCUGUAAUCAUUUCAAUCCUAAAGGCACAAUGUUACUCAGCUGAUUACAAUUAACGAUGCCAAUCGUUUAUGGAUUUGUCUUCACCAGUUCCAAGCAAUAAACCCUGCAGAUUCUAGAAGGGUAUCAUAACGGUCAAUAACUUACAUUAACAAAAAAUGUAAUGCACAAGUUACUCACAUAAUUUACUUGGGCACACCGGGUUUCCUAGAUUGACUGUGUAAUCACACUCUUGGUCCUUUUUUUCAGGGCAGUCUUGUAUCGUCCACAUCUACAUCAAGAAGAUCAUUGAGCAGUACUCAGACAGUGCUGGUCUCACAAGUCCUGGUAGGUAUUGAUUGAAGUUGCACAUGACAAUAAGAGAAAGAUCCGGACUUUGAUGAGUAUGUAUUCCAUGUCCAUAGCACAGUUUUAUAGGGUCAACACACUAUACAUCUGAUUAAAACAGCAUUACUCGACAAGGAUAUGAAUUAUUUGUUACAGUUCCUUUAACCCAUUCGCUCCUGGAGAUUUUGCCCAAAAACGCGUUUUGAAGCUAGUCGAGUGGUUUUCUGGUCACUGUCGUGCUAUAAAGAGCUAAAACUUACCACAAACCGGUUUACAGGUUGUACACUUGGCGGCCUUCUGAUCCAGAUGCAAAAUAUCAGCUUGCGAAGUUCGGGCAUGCGCAGAAAGCAAAAUUUCGAGUUUUUGGGUUUAAAAGUGACACAGCAGUCUUGACUUUUACUUUUCGCUUUCUCUCCUCCCUUCUUUUUUCGCUUUUCUUGCCUCAUUUUUUUUUUCUCUUGCUGGGCAUUUAGUAGGCUUCAUUUUGGUGGGAAGAGUUUUUAGGAAAGCUUUUAGGAUCUUAGGAUUAGGUGAAAAGAAAGGUAGGUGGGUAAUGGAACAAGAUUUUCAUGGAGAUUUUCAGGUCCUUGUCACGUGGUUUUUUGCUUCUUUCUCCGGAGUCCUUGACUGAAUUGUGCUCAUUCUGGUAUGGUUUGAAAGGUCUCUUCACUCUGCACAAGUUAGCGAAGAAAGUUGUCCUUGACCGUUAAAACUGAUGACGUCACAAAGGGUAGAAAGGACCUGGAUCCGCACGGGCGGUUACGGGCGGUUCAGGGGCGAAUGGGUUAAUAGUGUUAUGAUGACCCCACAUGCUCAAACAGAUGUCCUGUUAAUAUUAGAGCAAGACCAUUUCAAAAUGUAUGUUGCAAUAACGUUUGAAAUUGAACCUGCUGAAAAUUCAUUUUGCUUGCCCUUAAAUUUAGUCCAUGCAUUAACACAACUGUAGACGUGCCCUUGAUGACAUCACGAAAAGUGAAUCACUUGCUAGCAAGAAGUGCAUGUGGCUUACCUUAUUGCAUUAUUUAAGAAAAAACUGAUCUUCGUCAGUGUAAGAGGUAAAAUCCCUUUUUCUAUUUACAGGAUUAUGAACCCCUGAGGAGAGGGAGGAGUACCUCCGCAACAUUCCCAGUGCCUACAAUUUUAGAUUGCAAGCGCCCCUCAAGAACAUCACAACCCAGGAGGAGGCUGAGGAGAUGUAUGCAGAUGAAUUUCGUUUAUUUGUGGAUAACUAUGAGCCCUUGAAAAAGGCACGAGGUACGUUAAGAAUGGCCACCCUCCAUCAAUAAAUUUGUGAUUAAUCUCGAAAUCUCAUGUACAAUCCUCAUCACCUUAAGUUGAGAUAGCCUGGCGCAGCACCCGUAUUGCAUCAAACAGCACUGCUCCUGCGAUCCAAAGUGUGCCGUUUUUGGCUUCUGUGAUGCCAAGUCGCAGAAAACAAUUCAGAGGGGGGCAGAGAAUAUCGCUACUGUCCCAAAUAAUGUGACCGGUUUGCUGUGUUUUGACCAUCAAACCUUUAAAAAUAACGAUGCAAAUCAGUUAAUUCAUUCAGGACAUGUUUCGCUCAAAUUUGAUGGCUUUGUAUGGAGAUGCUAUAUUUGUGUCCCUUUUAGGAACACCCAUAUGGCCGAAGGGAACCAACACAACAAUCCACUCUCAAGUUUUCAAACUUUUGCGUUAAUUUAUCGCUUGAGCGACUCAUAAAGUUUAAAUUCCAUAGAAACACAAUGAAUGACGGUAGGGCAAUAAGUAAAAAACUCAGUAAUGGUUUUAACCCACGUCAUAGGAGCUGUCACAGUGGCCAACAGCGAGCAAAUGAGGUUGUUGGGUGCUUCUUUACCUCAUCAUGAACGAAGAAACUUGGAAGAACCGAUAGUUUAUCAGUUUCAAUUUUGUUGGAGUCGAUCGUGUGAAAACGUCUUUUUACAAUAUUAUUAAUCAUUGCUUGUCAGAGUUAAAAGGACACAGUCCCUUCAUCAGCAGUGUCAUCAUCGAUGUACUGAUCUCCACUAAAUUUGUUUUGCAGAAGACAACAAGGCGCAAAGUACAAUAACAAAGCUCACGCAACACGCCACCAGAGAUUUCUGUCGGAAAAAAAUGACGAGCCCCACGACGCCAGAAAGCAAGAGCCACCUGCUCCACCUAAGGAGGUAAAUGUUAGCAAGUUGAAAGGGCAAGUCAUACACAGCUGGACUUUUCUUACCUUUACUCCGCCUUAUGAUAAUAAUAAUAAAUGUGCUUCUACCCCUAAAAAUGGAAAGGACUUUUACGGCUAUGCGUUCAAAACUCUACUAAGUACUAGUUAG